This is a messenger RNA of Polypterus senegalus (gray bichir), 1658 nucleotides long. It is a transcript of the gene mmp20b, whose product is annotated as matrix metallopeptidase 20b (enamelysin). Gene Ontology annotation, cellular component: extracellular matrix. Gene Ontology annotation, molecular function: metalloendopeptidase activity; zinc ion binding. The transcript is spliced from 10 exons. NCBI's taxonomy places the organism in Eukaryota, Metazoa, Chordata, Cladistia, Polypteriformes, Polypteridae. Gene Ontology annotation, biological process: amelogenesis; extracellular matrix organization; proteolysis. The record is from RefSeq and is a predicted model, not a curated record. Bases 94 to 1560 code for a protein of 488 amino acids.
CAAGUUAUAAGGCAUCCUUGGAAGCACAGUUUUAGCAAACUUUUAGGAUAAGUAAACAAAACCUGACAGACUCUUCUGCAGUCACUGGAAGCAAUGAAGAACUCUUUAUUUUGUGUAGCUUUUAUCAUGUCGCUCUCUGGAUUUUCAAGGACAUUGCCUAUAUCUUUACUUAAAGAAAACUCAAAGCCUGCUUCAACAAGUGACCUCAGGCUGGCAACAGACUAUCUUCAACAAUUCUACAACCUGAAAGUGACAAUGACAAAUCGCACCAAGAGAAGUACUGACUUACUCAGUGAAACAAUCAAGGAAAUGCAACAUUUUUUUCACCUUAACAUCACUGGAACGUUAGACACAGAGACUGUAGAAGUAAUGAAGACUCCACGGUGUGGAGUCCCUGACGUGCAUAAUUACAGUCCCAAUGGAGAACAACCCAAGUGGUAUAAAAAUGUGCUAACGUACAGUAUUUCACAAUAUACAUAUGAUAUGCCACCUGCAGUAGUUGAUUCUGUCAUUGACUCUGCCUUGAAGGUUUGGAGCACAGCUAGUCCACUAUCGUUUGUCAGAACAUAUUCCUCAAAUGCAGAUAUUAUUGUGCAAUUUGCAUCUUAUGCACAUGGAGACUCUUUUCCAUUUGAUGGCCCAAAAGGCACACUGGCUCAUGCAUUUGGGCCUGGAAAUGGUAUUGGAGGAGAUACUCACUUUGAUGAUGAUGAAUUAUGGACAACAGGAAUGGAAGGGUUCAAUUUAUAUCUAGUAGCCGCACAUGAGUUUGGCCAUGCUUUAGGAUUGUCUCAUUCCAGAAAUCCUAGUUCUCUUAUGUACCCAACCUAUAAGAAACGUAACACAGGAGGUAAUCUGCUUUCGGGUGAAGAUAUUGCACAAAUACAGACUUUGUAUGGACCAAGAUCUGGUUUGCAGUAUUUCUAUCCGAAAUACAAUAUGAGAAGAUUAUUUUUUCCUUGGAGUCUACAAUCCAUUAUUCCACUUAAUAUGCAAGAUAAAUGUGACCUUAAUCUAUCAUUUGAUGCAGUUACUGAUAUAGGACAGGAUAUUUUAUUUGUAAAGAAUAGGUAUCUGUGGAUCAGACAUGAGCAGGGCCCAGAAAUAAAAGAAGGACGGAUUACAGACUUCAUACCUGAAAUUAAUUCAGAUAUCGAUGCUGCUUACACCUCAGGAGGACUUAUAUAUCUUUUUAAACGUUCCAGAUACUGGACUGUUAAAAAAUCUCACAUUAAAGGUCGAUCAAAAUCAAUCUAUAUGCUUGGAUUUCCAUAUUCAGUAAAAAAAAUUGAUGCUGCUGUUAACAUUAAGUCCACUGGCAACACUUUAUUCUUUGUCAACAAAAUGUAUUGGAGUUACAAUGAAACAGCAAAAUCCAUGGAAAUGUUCUACCCAAGAUAUAUAACUGACGAUUUUCCUGGAUUAAAUACUACAAUUGAUGCAGCCUUUGAAAAAAAUGGCUUCCUUCACUUCUUCGUCGGGUCUGCAGUUCACAAGUACAACUACAAUGAAAAAAGUAUUGUUGAAACUAAAAAGGCAAACAGCUGGCUUGGUUGCUAGAUUAUUUGUUAAAAUGUGAUGCUAUGUUUAUACGUUGUACAACAAUUUAAGUUCUCUUGUUUAAAUUAAAAGCUAUAUAGCCAUAUUGUCAUUGGGAA